Coccidioides immitis RS is the source of this 234-nucleotide messenger RNA. RefSeq lists its product as uncharacterized. The transcript is spliced from 2 exons. The record is from RefSeq and is a predicted model, not a curated record. Lineage: Eukaryota; Fungi; Ascomycota; Eurotiomycetes; Onygenales; Onygenaceae. The coding region runs from base 1 to 234 and encodes 77 amino acids.
AUGUCGUCCGAUAGCCGCACACUUGGAUACGCACACCCUCAAGGCUCGAGUCUGUCGGAGUCACCUGCGACGCAAAGAGCUGGGCGGUCCAUGGCUACCGGGAAUCUCGCUCUCGCCAAUGAAGUACCGACAUACUUCCCCGCAGUUUACCAACAGUGCGAUAAGACCACCCACCGGGCGGAGGAGACAGAAGUGCCAAUAUUACCGAUCUCUCCCAUUCCCUUUCUAGCCUAG